AUAGCAUAGCAUUUUAUUAUGGGUUGCAUACGCCAUACGCCUUAUGGCUCUUAUCCCAACUUGGUGGUGAACACAACACUAACACUAAUCAAAUCCAUCCACAUAGAGAAAGAGAAGCAGCCCGACCUGCCAGCAAAUGCCUGUGUUGUCAUCUCCAACGGCACCCCUUCGCAUGCGGGGGCAGAAUGCCGCGACGACGGCGCAAUCAAGAAGACGACGAAGAAGCUCCUCCCAACCCAAUUUCAUCAAAAUCCGGAGCUCCAGCGAUGCAUCGGCCGGAACAGCCGCUCAGGAUGAAGAAGAAACUGGCAAGGAGACCAGCACCACUCCACUCCAGCAAGUCUCCCAGGAAUCCUCCUCCUCUGUUAUCUCUGCUCUUAAUGUCGAACGGGCUCUUCGAGGAAUCCCAAUUACAGACAUCGAUCACUACGGCAGGCUUGGAAUCCAAAGGGGCUGCUCCUACGAUCAGGUUUACGCGGCGUACAAGAGCAAGGCAGACGAGUUGAAAAGGCAAGGACUCGAAGAAGAAGUGAUGAACCAGAAGCUUGAGCUUUUACUGGAGUCAUACUCAGUUUUGUCGAAUGGAAAAGAGAGAAGGCUCUACGAUUGGAGCUUGGCGAGGAGUGAGAAGCCGGACAGAUACGUAUGGCCGUUCGAGGUUGACAUCACACGAAAAUCAACGGAUGCGUCUCCUCCUCCACAGGAGGCAGAGGACGUAGGGCCAACAAGGUUGGUGGGGUACUUCAUGCUAGGCUGGUAUUACUUCUAACUUCUCCAUGAGUUGGGGCUUGUCCAUAAGUUGUUCCACAAUAGUGAGUGUUUCCUCUAUAUCAUUCUUCUUCGUAGAGAAGAUGUAAUAGUUUUGUGUUUUUCUCUAGUCUUCUCGAACUUGUCCGACUCUAUUAGCCGUUGGAAAUUUCAUUAGAAGGUAUCCCUAAGACAUUAUGGCUCUCAUGUCGUUUAGGAGUGGACGUCCUAAUAUAACAUGUUUUGCUAACGAAAGU
Messenger RNA from Diospyros lotus (date-plum), 1004 nucleotides. RefSeq names its product NAD(P)H-quinone oxidoreductase subunit U, chloroplastic. The record is from RefSeq and is a predicted model, not a curated record. Gene Ontology annotation, cellular component: NAD(P)H dehydrogenase complex (plastoquinone); chloroplast thylakoid membrane; chloroplast. NCBI's taxonomy places the organism in Eukaryota, Viridiplantae, Streptophyta, Magnoliopsida, Ericales, Ebenaceae. The transcript has 6 exons. Bases 137 to 769 code for a protein of 210 amino acids.